This is a messenger RNA of Purpureocillium takamizusanense, 534 nucleotides long. Its product is annotated as DNA-directed DNA polymerase. Bases 1 to 534 code for a protein of 177 amino acids. Gene Ontology annotation, molecular function: DNA-directed DNA polymerase activity; DNA binding. Gene Ontology annotation, biological process: double-strand break repair via nonhomologous end joining. Lineage: Eukaryota; Fungi; Ascomycota; Sordariomycetes; Hypocreales; Ophiocordycipitaceae. The record is from RefSeq and is a predicted model, not a curated record. The transcript has a single exon. Gene Ontology annotation, cellular component: nucleus.
AUGACGCACAACGCGGUGGAAAAGAUUGUCCAGAGCAUGGAGGAAACGUACAUUACGCACACGCUCAGCCUGUGGACGAGAAACAGCGAGCGCGGCCAACUGCCGCUGCCGUGGCAAGGGCAGGCGGCGGGACGCGGAGGGGGUUUCGACACGCUCGACAAGGCCAUGGUGGUCUGGGAGGACGUGGUCCGGCGAGAUGCCAAAGUCAAGGAGGGAGAGGAGGCACCGCCUCGGCGUCGCGUGGACAUCAUCGUCAGCCCGUGGAAGACGGUGGGCUGCGCGCUGCUGGGUUGGAGCGGGGGCACGACAUUUCAGCGUGACCUGCGGCGGUACUGCAAGCGGGAGAUGGGGCUCAAAUUCGACAGCAGCGGGAUCCGGAGGCGCGCCGAUGGCGAGUGGAUGGACUUGGAGAGCAGCCGUCGCGGCCCCGGAGCGCCCCCGGAGCCGGCGCCGAACAUGGAGACGGCGGAGAGGCGCGUCUUUGAGGGCCUGAUGCUGGCGUGGCGGCCGCCGGAGGAGAGGUGCACGGGCUAA